GGGAAAACCUUGACGCGGGGAGAAAGAAACAGCCCGUUCUACCAAAAAAAAAAAAAGAAAAAAGAAACAGGCCGCUUUAAACCCCAGCACACACAUUGUGCUUCUGCAACCUGAAGCUAUCGGUACAAUCUCGAUAUUCCGCCAAACAUGGCGUUGGUGGCCAUGCUUCUUCGCAGAGCCAGGUGCUCGACUGGUCUUCCUCCAGUGAUCCCCGCUCUUGGGGCCCCGAGAACCUUCCAGAGUGUCGUCCGCGCGAUCCUCUGUUCCGGAAAGCAGAGUCCAGCGCAAGGGAUCAAUAGCGCUGGUAGUGGUUUCCGUCGUCCAAUCCUUGGAUUCGCAACUGCUUCCGUCGCAGAACCAACCGCCGACGAGAAUCUGGUUCGGGAUUUCGUGACAGUACCAAGCGCCCAAGAGAAUCUGGUUCGGGCUCUCGAGAGCAGAAUCGACAGCGCCGGGUUGCCUAAGUUUCCCGGCGAAUUCCCGUUUGAUAUCAAAAGGUACCCGGAAAGACUAGUUCUAAAGAGAACGUUUCACGAGGAAAUCGUCAGAAUCGAAGUCAAUUUGUUGUAUGAAGUUGAAAUUGGGCGCAUCCCCAUGCUGGUCACCAUUACCAAAACCAGGAAUAGGCAGUGGUUGGAGUUUCGUCUCACGGCUUCCCCUCACGAGUUCACAAUAGAGAGCUUAUCAGUAAAAGAAUCUGAGCCACCAGCUUCGAAAGAAGAAUCUGAUUUCAGUGAGCUGGAUUGCAACACGCAGAAAGCUUUCUGCGACUAUUUGGAAGCUAAAGGGAUCAAACCCAACACACUUAACUUCUUGUUCCAAUGCGUGGCUAACAAGGACAAGAGAGAAUGCCCCAUAUGGUUGAACAAAGUCAAGAACUUUGUGGAGAAGUGAGACCAGUCAGCCUCUGGUGAAGCUGGGUAAAAGAAGAUACCACUUUUAAUCAAUUCGCAGCUACUUAGCAGUUCACAUCUCCAUUGUAUAAAUCUGAGAGGGGGACUUUCUUCUUCUUUAUUGUUUUUGGUUUUUUGGUACAGGUAAUUACAGUUUGCCAUGCUUAAAUAUGUUCUAAGUCAUUAGCACAUUUGGGGGGUUAAUUGCACCGGGUGUCACUUAACUCUUAUAAUUGUUGCACUUUCUUCUUCUUUAUUGUUUUUGGUUUUUUGGUACAGGUAAUUACAGUUUGCCAUGCUUAAAUAUGUUCCAA
Linum trigynum is the source of this 1207-nucleotide messenger RNA. The record is from the annotation of a GenBank genome assembly. NCBI's taxonomy places the organism in Eukaryota, Viridiplantae, Streptophyta, Magnoliopsida, Malpighiales, Linaceae.